AUAGUCCAUGUAGAAGAUUUGUUGUUGACAUGUUGUUGUUGUUGUUGUUUUUUUUUUUUUUUUUUUGGGCCAUGUAUGUAGAAGUUUGCAUGCCAUAGAAAUGCUUACCAAAAGAUUAGAAGGCAUCGUGAAAGGAAGCCAGGAAAAAGCAGUGCCGAGUGAGGCGGCAGUUGAGGCGACGGCGACGGCGACGACAGCGACUGUAACAGAGAGAGAAAAGCAGCCUCACAAGCUGGAAAGGAAGUGGGCUUUUUGGUUUGAUAACCAAUCUAAGCGUAAGCAAGGGGUCGCUUGGGGAACUUCUCUCCGCAAAGUUUACACAUUCGACACCGUUGAAGAAUUCUGGUGUUUGCACUCUCAAAUAUUCAAGCCCAGCAAGUUGCCUGCAAAUGCCUAUUUCCACUUGUUCAAAGCUGGAAUUGAACCCAAAUGGGAAGAUCCUGAGUGUGCUAGUGGAGGAAAGUGGUCUGUCCCUAGCAACAGGAAGGCUAACCUUGAUAACAUGUGGCUUGAAACUUUGAUGGCUUUAAUUGGUGAGCAAUUUGAAGAGGCAGAUGAUGUUUGUGGUGUUGUUGCUAGUGUUCGCCAAAGGCAGGACAAACUUGCAUUAUGGACCAAGACAGCAACAAAUGAGGCUCUUCAGAUGAGCAUUGGGAGAAAGUGGAAGGAGAUCAUUGAUGUCACUGACAAAAUGACCUACAGCUUCCAUGUGAGUCUCAUUCACAAUUUACCUUCUUUGAUUAUGAACUCUCUACCUUCAUCCCUCACUCCUUUUUCCAGUUGCAGGAUGACUCCCGAAGAGACAGGAGUGCAAAAAGUAGAUACAGUGUAUGAAAUCUGUCAGUCUUGGUAAAGAAUUGCUGUAAGAAUUGUACUGUCAAUUUUUUUCUAAAGUAAUGGAAUUCUGUUACAAGAUUUUGUUCUUCCUUCACUUUAAAACUAGGUAGUGAAAAUUCUCUUACUUUCAAAGAUCUGUACUGGAUGUAAUACUGUGAGAUAUUCUGUGUUCUUUAUGAUAUUUUUGACAUUAAACAUAUUGAAAAUUUUUUUACGAUAUCUAUUUGUUUGGUCUCCUGGCUUAUGCCCAAAUUUAGCAUGGGUCUUGUUCU
Molecule: messenger RNA, 1109 nt
Organism: Rubroshorea leprosula
Lineage: Eukaryota; Viridiplantae; Streptophyta; Magnoliopsida; Malvales; Dipterocarpaceae
Source: the annotation of a GenBank genome assembly